This is a messenger RNA of Salvia hispanica, 756 nucleotides long. The record is from RefSeq and is a predicted model, not a curated record. NCBI's taxonomy places the organism in Eukaryota, Viridiplantae, Streptophyta, Magnoliopsida, Lamiales, Lamiaceae.
AUGACUAAUAAGCCACUUUCUGGGAAAGAGGUACGUGCUAAUGAUGUGCUAGAGUUGAUCCACACAGAUGUGUGCGGACCGUUUCCAACUCAAGCAAAAGGUGGUUAUUCGUACUUCAUUACUUUCACUGAUGAUUUGACAAGGUAUGGAUAUGUGUAUCUUAUGAAACACAAAUCUGAGGCCUUUGAGAAAUUUAAGGAGUUUAAGUGUGAAGUUGAGAAACAACUUGGAAAAACUUUUGUUAAGAAACAAAUGACUGAUAAGUUGGAAUCUAAAAGUGAGAAGUGUUACUUUGUGGGAUAUCCUAAACAAACUAGAGGAUAUGAAUUCUACUACCCUGGAGAUCACAAGGUGAUAAUCUCUAGGAGUGUGACGUUUCUUGAAGACAAUUAUGUCUUAAAGGAACAAGGUCACAACAUUGUAGAUCUUGAAGAAAUUCAAGAACCACAAGAUACCAUUGAGGAUGAGGUAUUGUCAAAUGGUUUGAACAAUAACUCUGUGAGAGUUUUUGAUGAUCUAUUGGGAGGGGAAAUUAAUAUUAGAGGAGACCUUAGAGGGAAUCUCGAAGAUCCUCCUCAAGACAAUGAGAUGCAUCAAAGACAAGAUGAUACAAUAGUUGCAUCACCUCUACCUCAAGAAGAUCAUAGUGAUGUUCCUGAACCUACUCACAUUCAGAAUGAACAGCCCGAGCCAGAAGAAAAAACCAACUCAAUAGGCCUAGAAGGAUUCGUCGUCCACCCGAGAGACUGGAUCUAA